This is a messenger RNA of Sinocyclocheilus rhinocerous, 1166 nucleotides long. RefSeq lists its product as uncharacterized. Bases 362 to 1018 code for a protein of 218 amino acids. Lineage: Eukaryota; Metazoa; Chordata; Actinopteri; Cypriniformes; Cyprinidae. The record is from RefSeq and is a predicted model, not a curated record. The transcript has 7 exons.
AUAUAUACACCGUAAAGUUGUCUUUCUCUUUCAAUAGCCUUCUAUUUUCGUUUACAAUUCUGUGUGUUUUCUAAUGUUUUUAUAUAGCCUACAUACAGCUCAGACGUGUACGCUGACAGCGUUUUUUGCAAACUUUAAAAAUGUAUUGAGGAUAAACGCACUGUAAAAAAGACGUCUGUGGUUUCAAGUUCAGCCUUUCCAGCUGUAAUUUCGAAAGACUGUAGGAACUCUUCAUGCUCCUCCGGAUGGGAGAGGGGCGGACGCAUUCCGAAAACCCCACAACGGAGUCUUUUUAAGAGGUUUUGGCCGCGAUACAAUAGCGAUUGUUCUGAACGCAUACACUGAAGACCAGCAGAAGAAAAUGACCAGCGAAGUUGAACCCGAGGAGCCAGAGCUUUGUGGCGUUGCUCCGGAGGUUCCUGCAGCUGCAGCCCAGAGCGCGAGCGGCUCGGCCGAGGCUGGAACCUUACUGGAAGUGACUUUCCAGAGGAACCCCAGUCAAAAAUACAAAUACCUGGAGGCAGAACCCAAGAUUUUAGGGGUGACAGAGAUCGCGAUGACUGUCUUCUUCGUUGUUUGCAGAAUUCCGUUUUAUGUAGGACUAUCUGAAUUCAUUGUAAACAGCUUCAUGCUGGCGAUUUCAUGUGUUGGCAUUAUUUCUGGCAGUGUGGCCAUAGCAGCGCAGAAACUUCACCUGCCAACACUCAAGGCUUGUUUGGGAAUGCAGGUGGUCACAUGUGUGGCAUAUACCAUCUGUCUUCUGGAAACAGUUGUUGAGCCAUAUUCACACAUCAUUGGCUGCUGGCAUCACUAUAAUGACAGCGAGAUAACACAUGACACAUGUAUACAAUUAGAGAAGGGAUUUCAUCUACUGUAUGCAUUAGAUCAGCUCACGGAGGUGACUCAGAUUGUCCUCUCCAUCACAAUAGCUGCAUACUGCUGCAAGGUGAUUCCUUGCUGCACUCCCAGAUCUCAUGUGCCUGUCAUCGUUAUGACGCCACCUACGGCUGCGCAAUGAAAGUGGGAGUGUGUGCAUCUAAAAAGACUAAUAAUACUAAUAAAACUCAAUCUUAGAACACAUUAUUAAAUACUAAUACAUUAUACCAUAGUCAAACAUAUCACUAAUAUAUCUCUAUACAAAUAUUUUGAGCGCAUGUAAACAUCUU